GAAUUUGGCUCAUCGUCGGGUGGCGAUACUGGGACAUUGUCUUCUGAAGGCACGGCUGAUUCUGAUGAAGUCGCUGCUGGUUGUCGAAAGCUGAGGGCUCGACAUAACUGCUCCAGCUGGCUGAGUUUUUUCUGCUGAACCACCGCGUUCUCCUCCAGUUCCUUUUUUGCCAUUGUCAGCACCAAAACUUUUUUUGAUGCUUCUUCGUACUUCUGUUUCCAUUUGAAUGCAUCAGUUUCAACUUUUUUGAAAUUCGAGUUCACCUUAAAGAGAUUUUUUGAAUUGUUUGAAGAUGUCUAA
Molecule: messenger RNA, 300 nt
Organism: Haemonchus placei
Lineage: Eukaryota; Metazoa; Nematoda; Chromadorea; Rhabditida; Trichostrongylidae
Source: the annotation of a GenBank genome assembly